CUCUAUAUUAUAUUAUAUUUUAUUCGGGGGACACGGAUUCGGAUCAUACAAUGGAUUUCGGGGCCCUGCUGCAUCUCGCAAAGAAGAAGAGCGAUGCGGCCACUAAGGAAGAGCGCCCGGGACAGGGCAAAUAUUACAGCACCAAGUAUGCCCCACCAAAAAAGGAGUCGAAGGAGUCCAAACAGCUGUCCAACAACAUCCAGAAGUUUCUGCGGAAAAAAGAGGCCGAGGAGGCGGAAAGGAAGCGCGAGGAGCGUCAGAAACUUAAUGAAUUGCUGGCCAAAAGGGACGAAAAGUCGAAGAACAAGAUCCGCAAAAUGCUCAAGGUGACCAAGUCCGCUAACAAGUCCGUCUUGGCGGACGCCAAGGACUGCGAUGGAGCAAUCGAUGGCCACGAGGCGGGCGAAGGUCAGGGCGAUGACUACGGCUAUGUGUCCAACGAGGCGAAUGCCUUCUACGAGAAGUACAUUGAAAAAGUUCGAGAUGUGCAGGAGGACAAGGGUUUUGCGCCGAGCCGGCCACAGUCGCUGCGAGAUCUUUCCGGGACCAAGGAGCGCGUGAAGGCGGCCAUCACACGCGAACGGGAGGAGGCCAAAAGUCACACGCGCCAGAGGAGCAGUACGAGUACGCCCACAACCAGUGCCGCAAAGGCCAAGGACCCGCACGUGGCCCGUUCCUAUAGCACCUCGAAGACCCUCUACGAUCCGGAGGCCGAGAGGCGCGAGGAGGAGGCCAAAAAGCGAAAAGAAGAGGAACAGCGACGGGCCAAGUUGAAACGACCCGUCCAACCGCCGCCUAUGGACUUUCAGGCGCUCCUUCGUCUGGCCGAAAAGAAACAGCACGAACCGGUUGCCUUUGAGCCGGAGAAGAAGAAGGAACCGGAGCGAUUGCUUUCCGCCCGCGAGAAACGCGAGAUGGAGGAGCGCCAGCGGCUAAAGGAGCAACGGGCACAGCGCGACAAGAUGCGCGAAAGCGAGGCCAAGGAGCCGCCGAAAACUACCACCUCCAAUCGCAUGGAGCCCAACGGACGCAUACCCAAGCUGAAUCAAGCCAAGCCAACGACUUUACCGAGCGAAAGCUUCAAGAAGCCUGCCCAACCGCCAGCAAGGCCCAGCUCUCACUCUUCCAGUUCCACUACCCAUUCCUCUACUAGCCGUAGUCCUGCCUCAAGUAUAAAGCCCGCCAGUAAGACGACAGCUCCUGUGGCCGCCAAGCCAGGAGCAACUUCGGCAGCGGCGGCACCGGGAAAGCCUGGUUCCAGUUCUAGUUCCAGUUCCAGUUCCAUUCGGGAUCUGCCCUCCAAAAAUCCCUACGCGGCGGCCAAUAAGAACGGAGCUGUGAGGGAGUUUCCACCAAGGGAUCGGCCUGCAGUCCCAUCCAGAAAUCGUCCAGAUGCACCGACGGCUGGCAAAACGCGACAGUUUCCCCCAGCGGAUGUUCAGCGAUCGUCGGGCGGAAGGCAGUUCCCGCCAGCUGAUGUCAAGGGCAGGCGGAAACCCCAAGAAGAGCCAGGCAACAAAAGACGCAUUUACGACGACGAAGAUGAGGACGAGUACGAUUCCGAGCUGGACGACUUCAUUGAUGAUGGCGACUGCGAGGAAGAUAUAUCGUCGCACAUCCGCGACAUUUUUGGCUAUGAUAAGCGGCGAUAUCGCGGCAUGGACGACGAUGAUCGGGGGAUGGAGUCCAGUUUUGCGCAAAUGCAGCGGGAAGAGUUCAUCAGCAAGAAGUUGGGACUGCAAGAGGACUUGGAGGACAUGCGCAUGGAGGCGGCGCACAAGAAACGGAAAAUGGCCAAGAAACGGAGCAAGCGUAUCGAUGACGACGACGAUUAGCCGGUUGAUCUUUCGAGUCCGUCGUACAAAUCUCAAAUAUCUCCAAAAGCGACCACUAUGGGAUGCCAAUUCACAGGUCGACCAAUGCUGAAUCCAGGAGCUGUGCCUGUUUACAAGUUUUCAAGAUAUUCGUUAUUAGUUUAGUUCAAGCAAAUCCCACACACCCUUGGAUAAGCAAUUUUACAUACUUUUGCUCUUUUUGGAACCCAAACUGAAAUUUUAUCAGUACCCUCCGCAAGAAGGGUAUAAAUACAUUUUAAAUAGGUUUUCCCGCCUGAAGUUGAUAUACGAAUUCCUUGAGUUGAAAUCAACACUUAAUGAAGUGGUUUAAUGACCUCGGCACCCCGAACCCGUACAAGUGUUUAUUUACAUUUACCUCAGAGUUUGUCAUUCUCAAAAAUAAACCCGUUUUCGCCUUUUGUAUACACACAAAUCACUUUGGUGCUUUCUAAUUUUUAUACCUAUGCAGUUGUACAUGUAGCUAGGCUGAAAUAAACAUUUAUAGUGUCAAUGAAA
Drosophila ficusphila is the source of this 2351-nucleotide messenger RNA. RefSeq names its product protein SPT2 homolog. Gene Ontology annotation, molecular function: DNA binding; histone binding. The transcript has 4 exons. The record is from RefSeq and is a predicted model, not a curated record. NCBI's taxonomy places the organism in Eukaryota, Metazoa, Arthropoda, Insecta, Diptera, Drosophilidae. Gene Ontology annotation, cellular component: nucleolus. Gene Ontology annotation, biological process: nucleosome assembly; regulation of DNA-templated transcription. The coding region runs from base 51 to 1835 and encodes 594 amino acids.